Molecule: messenger RNA, 5170 nt
Organism: Alternaria alternata
Lineage: Eukaryota; Fungi; Ascomycota; Dothideomycetes; Pleosporales; Pleosporaceae
Product: glycoside hydrolase
Exons: 5
Coding region: 308-4738 (1476 amino acids)
Biological process (GO): carbohydrate metabolic process; glycoprotein catabolic process
Molecular function (GO): beta-mannosidase activity
Source: RefSeq, a predicted model, not a curated record
CUUCACGGGCAAACGCCCGACCUUCUCCUCACCCAAGCCCGAAGUACAAUCCCACCAUCCCUGGACAUCUCGUAUGUCUGUCGAUCGCUACUUCGUAUUUUAGCGCUAUAUCAGACGAUGCAGGCCAAGAGGUGGGACUUGAUGCAUCGCGACCAAUUUCUCCGUCGCCCGGUUCAUGGCAAGGGAGCGCUGUUUGCCGUGAGGUCAUCGAGCGUGCAGCAAAGUGACCACCGGAUAUUAAGCUCGUCAUGGUACCAUGAAUAUGAGUAUGCGCGUUGACUGUUCUCUGCGGUAAAGUCUCGUCACGAUGGCUACUACACUUAUCCUUUCGGCAUGCCUCGCCCUGCAAGCUGCAGCCAGAACGGUCAGAUCACCCACACCUCCUAUGGGAUGGAACUCGUACAACACCUGGAACUGUUUGCCCUCUGAAGAUAAGAUUAGAACAAGUGCACAAGGACUCAUCGACCUCGGACUUGACAAGGCUGGCUACAACUUCGUAACAGUCGACUGUGGCUGGCCCUCUGAAGACCGCGAUGCUGAGGGUAAACUCCAAUGGAAUGAAACCCUCUUUCCAUCGGGUGGUAAAGCACUUGGCGACUUCAUCCAUGGUCUGGGGUUGGAUUUCGGUCUUUACUCUGGCGCUGGGUACCUGCAAUGUGGAUCAGAAGCGCUGCCUGCGAGUCUGGGAUUUGAGCAGCUAGAUGCUGAAAGCUUUGCUGAGUGGGGAGGAGAUAGCUUGAAGUAUGAUAACUGCUAUUCUACCUCCAAUACCACCAUGGUCGACUCCAGCUCUGCUGAGUCGCAGUCUCCGGCACGCUUCCAACAUAUGGCGGCCGAGUUGGAAGCAGUAGAUCGUGACAUUCACUACUACGUUUGCCAGUGGGGGAUCGGUACCGAUGUUGGAGACUGGGCUGCUGAAAUUGGCAACACAUGGCGAAUCAGCAACGACAUCUACAACGCGUGGCGCAGCAUCUGGCGCAUCACGAAUCAAGUCGUGCCGUACUUUCGGCACACGACUGUUGGUGCGUUUGCAGACAUGGACAUGUUGAUCGUCGGUCUCAAUGCUCUAUCAGAAGAGGAAGAGCGUUUUCACUUCGGGAUGUGGGCAAUCAAUAAGUCGCCUCUUAUCAUCGGCGCCGCACUCGACCCAGAGCGCAUUAGUCAGAGCUCUUUGGCCAUCAUGGAAAACAAAGAAGUUAUUGCCAUCAAUCAAGAUGCUCUUGCUCAGCAGGCAAUGUUGGUCCGUCGCGACACUGAAGAAGAGUGGGAUAUAUGGAUGGGGAAGCUCUCGGGAUCAAGAAUGGUACUAGGAGUCGCGAACUGGAAGAAUGACUCCCAAAGCGUAAACUUCGACCUCGCAUCACUAGGUAUAGCUUCGGUCGAUGCGCGCGAUGUUUGGGCUGCGAAGGACGCUGGUGCUUUGUCUGGCACUCAGACGGUAGAUCUGGCUGGGCAUGAACUGCGACUAUGGAUUCUAUCUAACAUUGUCGAAGCUGCUCCGCUCCAAUCAGGCUCUUAUAACUCUGCCACCAACGCUUCGCUCUCUGGACCAGCGCACGUGUUCUCGUGUGCGAGCGGAACAUGCCUUCCCACGGGCUCAAAGAUAGAGUACAUCGAUCGUAGCAGUAGCGUCAUCUUCUCCAAUGUCAGCGCUCCUUCCGCCGGUAAGAACCUCGUAGGGGUCGACUUCGUCAACUAUGAAUACGCCUUUACUACUGCUUGGGAAUGGGGCGACAAUACACGAAACAUGACGAUCGCGGUCAAUGGCGCUGAGGCAAAGAGAUGGGCCUUCCCACUCUCUGGCGGCGACUGGCAGGAAAGUUUGCGACUUCACAUCGAGGUUGAUGGGUUCGUUGAAGGCACAGAGAAUAUGGUUGAGUUCAGAGGCUAUGGAGACUCAUUUGCACCAGAUCUUGUAGUAUGCCAUUCGCACAAUAACACCAUGUUUGUCUCACUCGCAACUGCUCUAUGGCGUGCCGAUCGUAUGACUGUGCUUACCCAUGCGUCUACAGGGCGAAAGCGUGGGGACCACCCCGCACGCGUCUACCCGAUUAGCAACUGCGAUCGCGGGUUAAAAGUCGCCGAACCUUCCUCACAAAAGACAAUCAUGACGCUAGUCCCGCAUACCUCAACUCUGCUAAAGACGGGCUGGACCUUCAAGCAAGGCGAUCGCUCUUCUACUCACGCGUAUUUACCGGCCCGCGAUGUACCGACUGAAAUCUACCGUGACCUUCUCAAGAACGAAAAGAUCGCAGACCCUUUCAACGAUCUCAACGAGCUUGCAGUACAAUGGGUUGGCGACGAGACAUGGACGUACCGCACCAUCUUCGCUGCGCCUUCCGAAUACGGGACUGCAAACACAGUCACCAGACUUCGUUUCCAAGGUCUGGAUACCUUUGCUUCUGUCUAUUUGAAUGGGCAUAAGGUCCUAGAGUCUGACAACAUGUUUGUCGAGCAUGAGGUCGACGUCUCAGGCAGACUUGAGUUGGACGAGAAUGUCUUGGAAAUCGUUUUCGAGUCAGCGCGCAAAAAGGGUCGCGAGCUAGUGGAACAGCACAAAGAGCACCGCUUCAUCGUACAUCAAACGGAAAUCUCAAGAGGGCCUGUUCGCAAAGCGCAGUUCCAUUGGGGAUGGGACUGGGGUCCUGUCCUCAUGGCAUGCGGUCCUUGGAAGCCGGUUUCGAUUGAGACAUGGUCCUGCCAGCUUUCAAGCCCAGGGGUGCAGUAUGAGCUGUCGCAAAAUUUGAAAUCGGCGGAGGUCAAAGUUAAGGUCGGUUGGGAAGGUGUUGUCGCUGCUAUAGGUUUCACAAUCCUCAAAAAGGACAGUCUCGAAGCUGUGGCAGAACAAAAGAUUGACGUCAGCACCGAUGAUCAGUCGGGCCUCGCAGAAGCUACCAUGGCCAUCAAUGACAUUGAGCUGUGGUGGCCGCGAGGCUAUGGUCAACAAUCUCUCUACACCAUCAAGAUUCAGGCCUUUGCACCGGACCAUCCGUCUCCGAUUCAUGACAUCUCUCAACAGUUUGGCUUUCGCCGCGCCGAACUAAUCACAGAGCCAGAUUCGUACGGUACGUCGUUUUAUUUCCGUAUCAACGACAUCGAUAUCUUUUGUGGAGGUUCAUGCUGGAUACCCGGCGACGCGUUUCUCACGCGCCCCUCCCCAAGGGAUUCCCGUGCUUGGGCCAAGCUCUGUGCUGAUGGCAACCAAACCAUGCUCAGGAUCUGGGGAGGUGGCAUAUACGAAGACGAUGAACUAUACAAUGCCGCUGACGAAUAUGGUGUAUUGAUAUGGCAGGAUUUCAUGUUCGCGUGUGCAAACUAUCCAGCCUACCCGGAGUACUUGAAGAGUGUGGAACUGGAAGCGACACAAAAUGUCAGACGUUUGAGAAACCAUCCAAGUGUAGUGAUAUGGGCGGGCAACAACGAAGAUUACCAGAUCGUGGAGCGAUACGGGCUGCAGUAUGACCCUGACGAUAAGGAUCCAGACUCUUGGCUCAAGACCGACUUUCCAGCACGGUACAUCUACGAAUAUCUUCUCCCAAACGUGGUGAAACAAGAAUGUUCAAAUGUACUGUAUCACCCCAGUUCACCAUUCGGAAACGGCAAGUCCACCGUCUUGAGAGUUGACCCUACAAUUGGCGAUAUUCAUCAGUGGAACGUUUGGCACGGUACUAUGGAGCCCUAUCAGCGAUUGCCUGAUCUGGGCGGACGAUUUGUCUCUGAGUUCGGAAUGGAGGCAUAUCCCCACGUAUCUACUCUCGAAUCAUGCAUCACCCGUAAAGAAGACCUCUACCCAGGCUCGAUGGUGAUGGACUUUCACAACAAAGCCAUCGGUCAUGAGCGACGGCUCAUCAGCUACCUCGCUGAGAAUUUCCGUAUCAGGUACGAUUUGGAGAACUUCGCUCAUCUCACCCAGGUUAUGCAAUCAGAUGCAUUGACGUGGGCUUACAAGUCCUGGCGCCGUCAAUGGAAUACGCCUGGCGAUCGCAAGUGCGGAGGUGUAUUGGUAUGGCAAUUAAACGAUUGCUGGCAGACUAUGUCCUGGUCUGUUACAGACAUUCAUGGCGUCCCUAAACCAGCCUUCUACGCUAUCAAGCGUACGAUGCGCCCUAUCACUAUCGGUGUGCAGCGCAAGUACCAAAGCUGGACUAUGCGACCAGCUGAUGAACUGUGGCAGCGCGACACAGGACAUAUCGACAUGCGAAAGUUAUGGCAGGAUGUCGAACACGAUGUCUGGAUUGCCAAUAGUACCCUGCAAGAGGUUGACGGUGUUGUGACCGUACGCUAUAUCUCCAUCAAGACAGGCGAGGAAAUUGGCACGAGGGCUUCUGCUACAGUACAGGUCGCGGCCAACGGAAUAACUAACGUCUUGGUUGACCAUGUCGCCCAAAUCAACCACGUACAACAUCCAAAUGAGCCUUUUGAUUCAUCGAAAGCCGAUCCGUUCGUCAUCCAUGCGACGUUGAGUAUCAAUGGCGAGUAUGCUGCCAGCGAUAUAGCCUGGCCAGAACCCAUCAAGUAUUUGUCUUUUAGCGAUCCAGGUGUGCAGUUGCGCUACUCGGAAGACAAGAAGACUAUUUCUGUCUCUGCUGCGAAGCCAGUCAAGGGCUUCGUCUUCGCCGAGAAUCCACGUUCGCAUCUAAGUGAUAACGGGUUCGACCUAGUGCCUGGGGAAACGAGAGAUGUCCAGGUGGAAGGUUUCCCAGCAACUGCUUUGACAUGGAGAUAUAUUGAAAUGUAGCAAGGCAUACCUGCUUCUUCGCGUGUUGUCUUAAGUAGUUAGUUACGCUGUACCCCAAAUUCCAUCCUCAGAGUCGCUUUCUUCAUCUUCUGAAUCCGCGGGUCUUUCUCCAACUUUCCAGAAAGCUGUCGGCCCAGCAGGACCAUGUAAGUCGAAGUCCUUGUCGAACCAAGUUCCCACAACACCGCGUGGACAGCGCAGCCCGCCAACCUGAAUACCAUCACUGCGCCACCUCUCCUCACCGCUGUCGCAACGUCAGUAAUACUCUGUCCAGGUCACAAGCAGUGUACUUUGUACUUACCCUUGGAAUACCGAGAUGGUCUCCCAGCGCACUUCACCCUCCUGUGUCAACCGAACAGUACCGCGGAUACCAGAGUUGGCAUUAGGAUCCCAGAGAGCAUCUACGGACUUGGCUACACCCUUGAAGUGCAC